AUGUCUGGCCCGUACUCGGCCGUGUCCUACUACACCAUGCCCAUGGCUGUACCCUCCAAACCGAAUCAGUACCCUGCCUACAGCCAAUACUCCAUCUCCCCCCCCGAAUGCGAGGACUCGGUGAGCUCGGGAUCCGGGGCGCCGCCCUCCUACACGUGCAGCGGAUACUCGGUCACGUCGGCCAGCUGCGUCGGCCACUCCGGAACCGACUAUGACAGCACUCGUUCGGCGAGCGGCCUUGAUUUUCAAGAGUACAUGCAGGACCGAAUCGCCAACUCGUUCGACCCGAUUCCGUUGGAUCGUAGCAUCGCAGUCCAAGCACAAACUUCAGGCAAGCUCAACGCCAAGCAUCGCGAGCUUGUCGAGUUGCAGAAACAGGCCCAGGCUCGUCUCGCAAAAACCCGUGAGCGCUUCCAGGAGGGAAUGCGCGAUGCUCGAGAGGUGCGCGGAGAUUUGGAAUGGACGCAGAAGAAAGUUUCAGCGCUCCAAUCGAAAGCCGCUCGCAAGUACCCGAAGGAGUACGCCAAAGCUCGUGCGCGAUACCCAUCGCCCGAGUAUUGA
Drechmeria coniospora is the source of this 561-nucleotide messenger RNA. Its product is annotated as putative domain KxDL. Gene Ontology annotation, biological process: endosome organization; regulation of protein localization. Gene Ontology annotation, cellular component: BLOC-1 complex; endosome. The coding region runs from base 1 to 561 and encodes 186 amino acids. The record is from RefSeq and is a predicted model, not a curated record. Lineage: Eukaryota; Fungi; Ascomycota; Sordariomycetes; Hypocreales; Ophiocordycipitaceae. The transcript is spliced from 3 exons.